Molecule: messenger RNA, 2107 nt
Organism: Polistes dominula (European paper wasp)
Lineage: Eukaryota; Metazoa; Arthropoda; Insecta; Hymenoptera; Vespidae
Product: sialin
Biological process (GO): transmembrane transport; monoatomic anion transport
Cellular component (GO): membrane
Molecular function (GO): transmembrane transporter activity
Source: RefSeq, a predicted model, not a curated record
CUCAUAAUAUCGACGAUUUUAUACAGAACGAGACUGAAAGUUAACUUUAUCGCAUCGUGAACCAUGUUUGUUAUUCAUUUCCUCACUCAUUCUUUGACAUUAUUUCUCUUUCAUACAUUUUCUUAUUCUUUUCGUUUCAUCUACGGUUCUUUUACAUUAGUUAAACCAUUUUAAUCACGUGUAGAUAAUACGAAGAUACGAGGAUGAUCAUCACGUAGAAGAAACUUAACAUUUGUCAAGCCUAGAUAGAUAUAAUUUUAAUACUUGACAUCAUCCGUGAUACUCGGAUUUGUAUUUCAAAAAUAAAAAAAUUGUAUUGUGUUUGACGAUUUCGAUCUGUCGAAAAUAGAAAAGCAUAACAAGUUACGCGAGUAUCGAUAUGUAUUGCUGCUGUUUUUCAAGGUGAUCCAGAGAAUUUACGUGAACGAGAAUUUUUUAAGAUCUUUCAGAGAAAACAAACAUCGUUAACAAGAUGUACGGAAAUAUGCGAUACCUUUUCGCGAUAAUGCUUUCCAUCGCGAAUAUGAUCAUUUACGGUCUCAAGGUCAACAUAUCAUUAGCGAUAAUUGGUAUGGUAAAAUUACACGAAGCAUCAUCAUCAAACGAGUGUCCUGAAUUUGGGGAUGAAGAUGCCAAGGAUGAUGCUGAUAUGGACGGACCGUUUGAUUGGUCGGCUACUGAACAAGGACUCGUUGUUAGCAUAUAUUUCGCAGGAUAUCUUAUUGGAAUGUUUCCUUCGGGAUAUUUCGCAGAUCGAUUCAACACGAAGAUAGUGUUACUGAUCUGUGUAUUAGCAAAUGCAAUUUUAACGAUCAUCGUACCAAUCGCGGCUAACGUAUUGAUAGUUCUGCUAACUGUGAGAUUUUUAAUGGGUAUCAUGAGUGCCGCCAAUCUACCAGUGGUUAACGUACUCGUAGGAAAAUGGGUUGUUUACGAAGAAAAGAGUAUGUGGGUUGGAAUAAUCUACGCUGGAACAUCAUUGGGAACGGUCAUAUCGAUUCUCUCAGCUGGUUUGAUCAUGGAUACACUUGGAUGGGAAGCAGUAUUUUAUAUUCACGGUACACUGCCGUUAAUUUGGUGCGCGUUAUUUUACUUUUUCUUCGAGGAUUGUCCAGAAGAACAAAAAUUCAUUACCGAAGAGGAAAGAACAUUGUUAGUUAAUACUUAUGGUCAUCGUUCACCUGUUUCCGCUAAAAUGAUUAUACCUUGGAAAGCAAUAUUCACUUCUGUACCAUUUUGGGCAUUGAUUUGGACCAACACUCUUGGAAACUUUUGUUGGUACUUCUUAUUAACACAAUUACCACUAUAUAUGAACAAGAUUUUACGAUACAAUAUCACAUCCAAUGCAAUUAUCAGUUGUACGCCAUAUCUAAUAAAUGCCAUAACUAAUCCAUUACUUGGCAAAACAUUAGAUUGGGGUAGGAAUAAAGGUUAUUGGUCUCAAACUGGUGCAAGAAAACUUGCUGUAUUUGUAAGUUGCGUACCACCAUGUAUAUUUCUCGUAGUGAUUAUGUACAUCGGAUGCGAUCGUAUAACGUCGACGGUACUUUUGGUAUUGAGUAUAAUUGUUUGUGGUGCCAUUUUUGUCGGUCAUCUUUGCAAUCAAAACGAUUUGGCACCGAAUUACGCUGGUAUUCUUAUGGGAAUAACGAAUACGCCAGGAACAAUCUCGGCGUUCAUCUUGCCAGGAUUGGUGGGAUCUUUAAUGGAAGGAGGGCAUACAAUUGUAAAAUGGCGAUACGUUUUUUGGAUAAACAUAGUAGCACAACUACUUGCCUUUAUAAUAUUUACGGUAUUCGGUUCCGGAAAAAUUCAACCAUGGAAUAACCCAGAAAAUAGAGAAAAUGUUAACUGGGACAACGGAGAGAGACAACAAGAAACUAGAACCUAGAAGAAUAACAAAAAGACAUGUCUCUGUUAUUAUGGAAUAAAAAAAAAAAUUAUAAUAAAUAGAAAGAUUAUAAUUACACGACAAAUUAGAUGUCAACGAGACUUAAACGAAUUAUACUACGUACGAAAAUUGGCAUAAGUUUUAAAGAAAGAUGAAAACGAACGAUACGAAGAGUCUUUCUUGAAAGAAUGUAAAAACGUAAAAAAAAAAAAAAAA